Molecule: messenger RNA, 949 nt
Organism: Caenorhabditis angaria
Lineage: Eukaryota; Metazoa; Nematoda; Chromadorea; Rhabditida; Rhabditidae
Source: the annotation of a GenBank genome assembly
AUGAUGAAACAAAUUGUGGUUCUGAUAUUUAUUGUGUUUAUUUCUAUGAUUGAUUCUGUUACUAUUGGAAAACGAAUACAAAUUCCCGAUAAGGAUCAAAGUUUGAGGGUUAGUUUUUUUUUGUUUUAGAAAAAUUAUCUACAAAAUUAUUCCGUUUCAACUUUAAAAAAAUGAAGUCAGGUUUUUUUUUUGAAACUUGAACUGGAUUUAUAUUUCUUCUUGUCAACUAGGCUAUUCAUUUUUUUUUGAAUAUUUUUUCGACAGAAACUGAAAAAGUUAUUCAUAAGAGUUCCAAAAAAUCGAAAACCAAACUAUGAAAAAUCGAAAAUAUUGACUCAUUGUUUGAUUUCUGCCGUUUUAUUGACCUUUUUCAAAAAACAAAAUUCAUAUGUUUUCCUCCUGAUUUUCUCCAGACAACUAUAAAUAAACUUUUUUCAGAAUCUCGUUUACAAAGUCGGACUUCCAAAAGCAAAUGCACAAAUUCAUGAUUCGGUUCUUUGGGUUCCUGGAACAACACAAUUCUCAGCGCAACGAAUUACAGUAAUCCAACAAAAUAAACCAUACAGUACUUGGCAUUUUGAUAUGUUGUUAGAGAAGAGCAAUUGUGCAGUUAAGGUAUUUUUUUGAAUUUUGAAAAAUGAGGAGGGUAAUGAAAUUAGUUCCGAAUAAAAAAUUACCCAAAACGAGUUCCGCCGUAAUUUUCGGAUAUUUAAAAAAAUCAUCUCCCAAAAUAAAAAUCAUAAAAGUAAAAAAUAUUCCAGACAACUCCUUUGACUGAUUUGCCUGGUUGCAAAGCUGUGGAUACGAGUGUAAAAGUGGUAGGCUUACACUAUUUUUUGCUAUAUUGAAUUUUUGUACGAUUGUUUUCCAGUUGUGCAUUGCUGAUGUUUCUUUAUUCGAUGGCGACUAUUCUUCAGCUGAAUCAGAAGUUCGAUGUUCUCGACAAUAA